CGCUACCGCUUGGAGGGUCGACGGAGUCCGCUGCGCUCUGCCGUUCCGACUCGGAACCCGAACACUCUGACGUCCCAUUGCUUGCCCGUGUGUGCUGCGCGUUAUGGCUGAGAGAGAACCUGGCGCGACUCCAGAGACGACUGACCUGUCAUAUGCCCAGUACGAGGGCACGCAGGAGGAGCAGUAUCUGCCCUCCAUACGCCAGCUGAUCGGCAAGGACCUUUCCGAGCCCUACAGCAUCUAUGUGUACCGCUACUUUCUGUACCAAUGGGGCGAUCUAUGCUUCAUGACACUCGAUAAAGACUCCAACCUCAUAGGCGUCAUCAUAUCCAAGCUUGAGCCCCAUCGCUCCGGCACCUACCGCGGUUACAUCGCCAUGCUCGCCGUUCAGGAAUCCUAUCGCGGGAAGGGCAUCGCCUCAAAACUGGUUAGCAUGGCCAUUGACGCCAUGGCCGCCCGGGACGCAGACGAGAUCGUUCUGGAGACAGAGAUCACGAACACCGCGAGCUUGAAGCUUUAUGAGCGCUUGGGCUUCCUAAGGAGCAAGAAACUACAUCGCUAUUACCUCAACGGUAACGCUGCAUAUAGGCUGAUAUUGUACCUGAAAGAGGGGACAGCACUGAAACGACCAGAGGGUGGGUAUGGUCAUGAGUUGGACCCGGGAAUGCCCGACAUGCAUCGGAUAGAGGAAGCAGGUAUUAUCAUGUGAGGUUGGAGCGACCAUGGACGAGCUGUCAUGGUGUUUGCUGCAACGCAGUUCUACGUAACGAGGACAAUGAUUAACGACCAGACGGCCAGAU
Molecule: messenger RNA, 800 nt
Organism: Boeremia exigua
Lineage: Eukaryota; Fungi; Ascomycota; Dothideomycetes; Pleosporales; Didymellaceae
Product: acyl-CoA N-acyltransferase
Exons: 2
Coding region: 104-709 (201 amino acids)
Biological process (GO): N-terminal peptidyl-methionine acetylation
Cellular component (GO): NatC complex
Molecular function (GO): protein-N-terminal amino-acid acetyltransferase activity
Source: RefSeq, a predicted model, not a curated record